CUUUUUGCUUCUGAAAGAUACAUCAGUUGUAUCUUUUUCCGUGGCGAUUUGAACAUUGCAUGUCUCUUUAUUUCUUUCUUGUCAUUCAUCACUAGCCUGCUGGAUCUGUUUGAUUUUAUCAUGGAGUGCGGGAAUCCACUAUUUUUAGAAUGGAUUGGGGAGUGGAUGGAGCAUGCUCGAGAGCUUGGUAGUCAAUCCUAUUAUAUUUAUCGUAAGGCAUACGAAUCGAUGGCAAAAUAUCCAACCAAAUUCAAUCACCCUAUUGAAGCUUUGUGUCUGUCUGGUAUCGGUGAAAAAACUGUAGCCAAGUUAGAGAAGAGGUUGAUCGAGCACUGUAGGGAGAAUGACCUGCCAAUGCCUUCCGCUGUUCUUAAAAGACCUAGAGUACCGAAAAAAAAUGUUGACAGCAAUGGAGCAGAAGGUGAUGAAGGAACUGAAGAAUCAAAAUCAAAGAGGCUACGCGCACGGAAUCAAAAGCCAUAUGUACCAACAUACAGGUCUGGAGCAUAUGCUAUCUUACUUACUCUACUGGAUGCUUGGGAUGCCAAAACCCCAGAUGGUGAUGGGGCUUUAACUAAGCAUGAACUUGUGACAAGAGGUCAGGUUUAUUGCGAUGCUUCACUGACGAAUCCCGAGUACGGGAAAUUCUUCACAGCAUGGAGUUCAAUGAGGACACUAUUAUCUAAGAACCUUGUCUAUCAGUCUUCGUCAAACUAUUACCUCACAGAUGAGGGUAGGGAGAUUGCUAGAAUGAUGAGGACAAUUGCGCAGGAUGGCGGCAAUCCUGAAACCAACACUACACUAACUGAGGCUGAUGUGGAUUCAGAAACUUGGGGUUAUACAGCACCUCCUCUCCGUCACAUAUCUAGAACGCCACAGCUUAUACAAGAAGGAGACGAUGGACCAGAUGACCUUAUUGACUUUAUAAGCGAAAGAUCGUCAUCAGCUAGUUCCUUGCGCAGGGCCCCUGCUGUCGCAACCUCGUCACCUUCAACAGAAGUCCUCCGAGUCCAGUCGUCCCAAGGUAGCAGUUAUAAUGACCAUAGCGGUGAAGAUAAUUGUGACACAUGGAAAUCUGUCCUGAGCAGUUGGAACUCUUCAAUAUCCGACUCCUCAAAGACAAGGGACGACACAUUUCAAGCUGUAAGCUCAGUAGAGUCUUCUCUGCCAUCAGGGCUUAACACGGCUCGACCGACGGCCUCGUCCCUAUUCACGUCAUCCACACGAAGCAAUGGUCCAUCACCCCAGGUUAUCGACAUCCUAAGCGAUUCUGACGAAGAAAACUUGCCUAGCACCACACGGAGUACUACAACCCCUCUACCACCUCCAGAGAGACGCACAUCAAUGGACCCAGGCCUGCUUACGAGCGACCAUAUAAUCCUUCAGGACGCACCAGCGCCUAAGAGCGUUCUAUCCAGGACGACUUCCCAGUUCAAGCUCCCAACACAUCCCGCCACCGAGCCUUCUGCUCCAACUACAAAAGCUGGUCUGAGUAGGCAAAUGUCUUCUAACGCCACUAGCAAUGUGUUUGACGAGUCAAGGACGUCUUCAGUUCAACGCUCCAGCAGCUCAAAGUUGCAGCGUAAGGAUGGAGCUUCAGUUUCAGGACGCGAUGCAUUUCCACAUCUGCGAAGCCACUCAUUUUCGCUCCGAAGCAUUCCUAACGACACUUCGCCUAAAAAUAUCAAGCAGCUUGCGGCUUUCAAGCCUGUAAUUUUCUACCCUGGUUCAUUUGAGAUAUGUCUUGUUCUAGAUAUUCGUGAAGUCCGCACACAAACGGACCGUGACUACAUUGGGCAGAGACUGAAAGACCGUGGAGUCAAUGUCAUCAAGCGAGCAUUGGAUAUUGGCGACAUUAUCUGGAUUGCGCGAUUGAAAACCCCUUCUGCUUCUAGCCCAAGCGAGAUUGUAUUAGAUUACAUCCUGGAGCGAAAGCGAAUGGAUGACCUAGUGCAUAGUAUUAAGGAUGGUCGAUUCAACGAACAAAAGUUCCGGUUGAGAAGAUCUGGACUGGGUCAUGUUAUAUACCUGAUCGAAACCCAUAAAAUGGGCGAAACAUAUGACAUUGGUACUGACGCCAUCCGUACCGCAAUGACAUCCACUCAGAUCCAUGAUGGUUUCUUUCUCCGCCGCACGAAUCAUACGGACCAAACUAUUGAAUAUUUUGUUAGCGUUACGAAUGCUUUGCGGAAGCUCUAUGAGUCGAAGGCACUUUAUGCUAUCCCAGAUGAAGCCAUUGAUCGCGCAUCAUACUUGGAUCUUCAAAGCCAUCUCAAGGCUACCAAUCCGGAUCGGACAUACCUUACGAGUUAUAAAUCAUUUGGUGCUUUGAAUGGCAAGUCCGAAACAAUAGUCGUUAGAGACACGUUUGUUAAGAUGCUGAUGACUAUUCGGGGUAUUAGUAGCGAAAAGGCGAUGGAGAUUGCCAGAGCGUACCCUACACCAAGAGCAAUGUUUUCAGCAUUAGAUGAACAGGAUUCAGAUACCCAGCGGGACAGAAUUCUAGUUAGGACGAGCUCGGCUAUAAACAAAAGGAGGAUUGGUGAAGCGCUGAGCAAGAAAAUAGCAGAGAUUUGGUACUCGGAUGUUUACUCAAAAAGCUUAAACUUAACUUAAUUUUAUUUAUGUGGAAAAAGUGGCCUUUGCACACAGCACUGUGUGCUAUUAUCAGGCACGACACAACACUACGAUUAACGGGCAUGACAGUCG
Messenger RNA from Lobosporangium transversale, 2709 nucleotides. RefSeq lists its product as hypothetical. The record is from RefSeq and is a predicted model, not a curated record. Gene Ontology annotation, molecular function: crossover junction DNA endonuclease activity; DNA binding; 3'-flap endonuclease activity. Gene Ontology annotation, cellular component: nucleus; Holliday junction resolvase complex. The coding region runs from base 121 to 2616 and encodes 831 amino acids. NCBI's taxonomy places the organism in Eukaryota, Fungi, Mortierellomycota, Mortierellomycetes, Mortierellales, Mortierellaceae. The transcript has 5 exons. Gene Ontology annotation, biological process: double-strand break repair via break-induced replication; mitotic intra-S DNA damage checkpoint signaling; DNA catabolic process.